AUGGAAUAUGCGAAAUACACACAAUCUUUGAAUUCGAUUCUUUAUUCUGCUCUAGAAACUGAAAUAACAAAAAUAGAUUUGGGUUGUACUUGUGAUGAUUUUGAAGAAGGAGCACAUGGUGAUCAUGAGCAAUUAAAGUAAGGAUAUUUGCGAAGAAUUUGAUUUUAUAAAUAAAUGAAUCUGAAUUUUCAGACAAAUUUAUCCUGCUUGUGAUGAAAAUCCAUUUGAAACACUCAGUUUCAGACAAGAUUCAAAUUAUGAAAAACAAGUAGCUAGAAGAUAUGAGGCUGAAUAUGAUUAUUGUAUGAGAUGGGCGGCCGAUAGAAAAUAUCAUGCAAUUCGAAUUAUUCCUUUUGAUGCUAACUUUUUCUCGGUUGUCAAAUUAAUUAUUAAAGGAAGAAGUGAGUAAUAAACAAAUAACACUAGGAAAUCUGGAUUUAUAGAUUGGGUUCUUGAUUGUGGAAAUUAUGAUGGACAAUUUGAUUAUUGUGGAUGGAUACCAUCUCCAAAUGGAAGACAGAUUACACCAUCAAAACCUGAAAAUGAUCUUAUGACCGAUUCUUCGGAAUACACAGAAUCUGAAAGAUAUGAAGCUGGAAGAACAUCAACUCAUUCAUCCGAUACCUCUUACAACUUGCCAUCUUUGAAAACUGAAUCUGAAUUGAUCAAAGAGAAAUCUCAAAUUCUUGCAUUAAUGAGAGAACCAUCUCAAAUACCCGAUCCAAUAUUGAUGAAAGAUCCAAUUGGUAACUAUUCAACUACUUCUUAAACGUUUAAAUAAAUACAAUUGACAAAUUUUAUAGAUCCUAUGGUUUAUAAAUUGGUUGGUGAAUCAAGUUCUGAUGCUUCGGCUAUUUUGGAUGCUUUAAAAGAUCUAACUGUAAGUCAAUAAUAUUUCAGCUUAUUCCAAAAAUAUGAUAUUUUCAGAAAGAUAUUAGUCCAAUUGUAAAUGUCGAAGAUUCAAAAAGUAGAACCAGUUUGGGAGAUUUAUUCUAUGACCUAAUUGAACUCGAUCAAAUUUUUACCAAACAAGUCCAAGAGAUUAAAGAUCAAAACAUUUCUUUGGUCGAACCUAGUAUUUCUAAGAACUAUGAGGAACUUUUCCAAUAUGAAACUUGCAAAACCGCCGUUUCAUUUCACAAUAAUCUGGUUUCAUCUGAUGACGAAUCUCCAUCCGCAGAUGUUCCAGAAUCGAAACAACCAACUUCGAAAUCCCGUAAUUUCCUAUUGAACAAUCUGAUUUGUCUAACCGGAAAAAAGCUUGGUUUAAUGCGUAUUUUUUCUGUUAAAAAUACAUAAUAAAUAAAUAGUUUGAUUUUUAAAAGUAUUUGGUUGAGUCGAAUGAUGUGGGUAAUCCGAUUCGAUUUUUUUCACAAAACAGAAUCACUUUGAUGAAACGAAAAACGAUCAUUCUACUUUUUCUAGUAUUUUCGAUUAUAUAUUUUUUCUACAGUUUCGAUAAUGGAUCGUCUCCAAAAGAGAAGAAAGAGAAAAAAGUACCGAAGUUUUACAGAAUGUUGAAUUACGAGAUGCGAGAAUCUGUUGACAGACUGGAAAAUAUUCAAGAUUUUGUGAGAGACAACAUCCAUGUGAGUUUUAAAACUGAAAUUCAACACGGAAGCGGAAACAAAAAAAUGAAAAUAAAAUUUUUUUGAAUACCGUAAUCAUACACAAAAAUGUUUGCCGCGCCGUUUUUCGUUCCGAGACGCAAUACACAAUUUGCGUGUGUGUGCCUUUGAAUACCGUAUACUUUCACACAUUUUCUUUUUUUUCUAGGAUCUUCCGAAACGCUCAACAAAUCUAACAGCUCAUCAACUUUGUGCAAUCAACAAUACAUGCAUUCCAGGUCUUCAAAACUUCGAAGGCGAAAUUCGUGCAGCUGCUAGAUAUAAAUUGUCAACUUGUGUUGUUCAAAAAUCAAUGUCUACAGUAAUGACAUCAAUUUUUUGCUAUCUUCGAGAUGAGGCAAAAUUUUUAAGAAAUAAUCGAGAGAUUUUGAGAGAUUGGAAAAUUAUUCGAUUUUGCAAAUUUCGAAACGAAUUCAGAAAUUUAGCAGCCAUGUUCAAAAAAUAUAAGGUAUUUAAAACUAAUAUUAUUUCACGUCGUGCCACCACACAAAUCCGAGGAGACGCAGACAUUCAUUUUCGGUUAGAAAGUCGCUGCGAGACCUCAACACAUCAAAGGGCGAUGCCGACUGGGUCUAUAAACCCAGCGACAAACUCAAAGGGCGAUGCCGAUGAGGUAUAUAAACGCAGCGACAGACGAAAAACCGGCGCGGCCAAGCGCUAUGUUUUGUGUGUGUCUGCUUGUCUGCUGUCUCUGCGAACAGUGCAAUAUAUCGCCCGAGGGGGAAGGAAAGGCGAGAGAUGUCUCUGCCUGUGUUAAAAGUCUGCGUCUCCCAGAAAUCUGAUUUUUGUAUCGGCUGGCAUAGCGUGAUUUCCGAGAAAAAUAUAUCAAAAAUUACAGAUCACCAAGAAAUCAAUGAAACUUUGGACAAAUAUAAUGAUUGUUCGUGAUCCAGUUGAAAGGUUUAUUUCCGGAUUCGUUGAUAAAUGUUAUAGGUUUUUAUUUUAACAUUUUUUUAAACUUUAAUUUAAAGAAUUUCAGAAAACCUGUAAUAGCUGGAUUUUGUAAUAACUGUCAUCGAAAUCUAACAUGUUUUGUUGAAACCGAAUAUUUUCGAAUGAAACAACAAAUUGCUGAAGAAGAAUUUAUUAAAACCUAUGAAGAUCGACAUUUUUUUCCACAAUCUUGGUAAGAUUUUCAUUUUCGAAAAUCACAUUUGAAUAGAGCUGCAAAAAAUCCGCCCGCCGCUCAUGGCAGUCGGGUAAUUUGCCCCCCGGCCCGGCUCGAACACCCUCGAUACACUAUGAUCGAUUUGCCCGGGUAGCCCGCACCCGUCUGCCUGUUUGCCCGAUUUGCCCGUUGCCCGUCACACCGUGCAUUUUCUUCUCUUUUUCUUUUCUAUCUCUCGUUUUUGUGCACUCUCUCUUACUGUUUUUUUGUUUUCACACAUGUUAAUGCACGGUGUGGCGGGCAAAACGGGCAAAAAAAGCAAAUGGGCAAGUGUUGGCGGGCAAACGGGCAAAUCGGGUAAAGGGGAAGGCGGGUGCGGGCUACCCGGGCAAAUCAAGAAUGUGUGCGCGGGGGGCAACGGGCAGUUUUUUUGCAGCUCUACAUUUGAAUUUAUAUCAACUUUUCAGGCGUUGCAAUUUAUUCGAAAAUUUGAACAAUUUCAAAUUCAUCAAAUAUUCAACAAAACGUGGUGCCGAAAAAACCUUUGUUCGAAAUCUGUUUGAAAUAUUUGAAAAACAAAAUGUUCCAAAAUCAUCAAUUGAUUUCAUAAAUCAAUCAAUAACAAGUGGUCGAACAGCUCAUAGUACUGUAAAUACAAAAGCAACAAGUUUUAUCGAAAGCCGAUUGACUUCAAGUCCUUAUUUGAUGGAAUUAAUUGUGAAAAUGUUUUAUCAUGAUUAUGUUAUUUUCAAUUUUACCUUACCAUUUUAA
Caenorhabditis angaria is the source of this 3507-nucleotide messenger RNA. Lineage: Eukaryota; Metazoa; Nematoda; Chromadorea; Rhabditida; Rhabditidae. The record is from the annotation of a GenBank genome assembly.